AUGCCGCGCGGGACUCGUCUCGUCUCCCUGGCUCUCGGCCUACUGGCUGCCCUGCUGGCUGCUCUGGCCGGCCCGGUGGCGAUGGUGGCCGCGGCGCCUCACCGCGAUGUCGAUGUCUCAGCAAGCGCAGUCGGAUCGGCACACGCCGCGGCCGACUCGGCUUACUCCUUCUUCACAACCAAUGCCGGGGCCGCGGCUGCCGGUGACCGUGGUGACGGCCACUCCAACAACUGGCUCGUGCUGUUCGCCAGCCUCCUGCCGAGCGAGAUCAUGUCACAUCCCGUCUACCGGGCGGACUUGCUGCGCAUCUCGGCGACCAGCGCCCAGUCCGACAACGCAUGGAUGUGCCCCAGCUUCCGGCCCUCGAAUGUCGAGUACUUCAUGUCGCCGGCCGACGAUCCAAGCCAUGCAGUCCGGCCGAGUGGCGAUGCCAUGGCCCUGGCCUCCCUUCGACAGGAGCCGAUCGAUGCGUACUUCAGCGCCCGGCAGCGAGCCCGUGCCGCCGGCACCGUCCGUACAGAUAUACUACCGGGAACAGGGCCCGCGAAGCCCGUCGACCAUGUCGCCGAAAAGGACCCCCCCCCGUCGGUGGAUCGUAUCCCGACAACCGUGUUUGGCGAUGCUCGGCCGGUGCGACUGCGGUCAAUCAGGCUGUAG
Messenger RNA from Fonticula alba, 657 nucleotides. RefSeq lists its product as hypothetical. The coding region runs from base 1 to 657 and encodes 218 amino acids. The record is from RefSeq and is a predicted model, not a curated record. NCBI's taxonomy places the organism in Eukaryota, Rotosphaerida, Fonticulaceae. The transcript is spliced from 2 exons.